This is a messenger RNA of Nannospalax galili (Upper Galilee mountains blind mole rat), 486 nucleotides long. RefSeq names its product PDZ domain-containing protein 4-like. The transcript has a single exon. The record is from RefSeq and is a predicted model, not a curated record. NCBI's taxonomy places the organism in Eukaryota, Metazoa, Chordata, Mammalia, Rodentia, Spalacidae. The annotation marks the transcript as partial.
GCUGCUGCUGCUGUUGCUGGCAACUCCAACUUGAACCGGACCCCUUCUGGCCCUCCUGUCGCCACCCACCCCAAGGCGGCUCCUUCACCAGGGAGUCCUGCCAAGUUCCGAUCCCUCUCCCGGGAUCCUGAGGUGGGCCGGAGACAACAUACAGAGGAGCGUGUCCGACGCAGCCCCAAGACUGGGGUGACCCUGGAGCGUGUGGCCCCUGAAGGCAGUCCUUACCUAUCCAGGCGCCAUCGUGGUCAGGAGAGUGAGCACUAUCACAGCUGUGUGCAGCUGGCCCCACCACGCACCCUGGAGGAGCUGGGCCAUGGCUCCCUGAGCUUGGCUGGUGGCCCUCGGGUGAGUGGGGUGGUGGCUGCUGCUGCUGAAGCACCCCGAAUGGAGUGGAAGGUGAAAGUGCGAAGCGAUGGGACCCGUUAUGUGGCCAAGAGGCCUGUCCGAGAUCGGCUGCUGAAGGCCCGGGCCCUGAAGAUCAGGGAG